Melozone crissalis (California towhee) is the source of this 2187-nucleotide messenger RNA. RefSeq names its product regulator of chromosome condensation 1 (gene RCC1). Bases 776 to 2116 code for a protein of 446 amino acids. Gene Ontology annotation, molecular function: guanyl-nucleotide exchange factor activity. The record is from RefSeq and is a predicted model, not a curated record. The transcript is spliced from 12 exons. Gene Ontology annotation, cellular component: cytoplasm. NCBI's taxonomy places the organism in Eukaryota, Metazoa, Chordata, Aves, Passeriformes, Passerellidae.
GUUCGCUUCACUUUUACCCUUUUACCAGUUUUAACCCUUUAAACCCUUUUUCUUGCUGUGGCGCGUGGUCGUGCUGGCCGCGCUGCGGUGUCAGCGGAUGCCCGCUCUAUCCCCGUUUUACCGCUAAACUACGCUGUGAGUUGCACGUGGCGGUGUGUGCUGCGGAGUCACCCCGCACCGCCUCAACCGCCGCUCAGAGCUAUUUCCUUUUCCUACAGGUUCCACCAAAGCCUGUUUAAGCUUGGUUUGCGCAGUUCGCUCUAACGUGAGUAUCUUUCACGUGGCCCCGCCGCGUGGUCGGCGGAGCUGGAAUGCGCGGGGGCCUGGGGCAGGCAAGGUGGUUAUAAGUGUUUAGAGCAAAGGUCCAACGUGGAUAUCCGGAGAAGUCGCUCUCUCUCGGCUCUGUCCGUGUGGCGCGUGGGAGCGCAGGCCCUCGGGCCCGUGACGUAUAGUCCCUUUCCACGACGUUGGAGAGCAAGCCGGGCCCCGAGCCUGCAGCCUGCAUAUUCCUACUGCUUCUCUGAGCCCUUGGGCCGUGACAGAGGAGACAAACCAUGCAGGAAACACUGACACGCCGGGUGGGACGGGGAACACGUGCCGAGCUGGGAGGGGGAGACAUUAAAACACAACCUCCUGAGCAAAUCCUUAAAUUAUCUUUUUUUUUCUUCAUUUCCAGAACCGAAAUUGAAAAAGGUGGAGUGAAACACGAUUUUUAAAGAAUCUGCUGGGGCGAAGUGACAAAGAAAAUCUGCUUUUAGUGGGAAAGGAUUCCACGAUGCCGGGAAAACGCAGAGUGCAGGUCCUGGUCCCAGAAGAAGUGUCUUCUGAGAUGAAAAAGGUUAAAGAUUCCAAGACGCCAGCAAAACGCAGAAUGAAGAUCCUGGUGCCAGAAGAAGAAUCUACUGAGACAAAAAAGGUUAAAGUCAGCCACCCAUCACAUCGCUCACAGCCUGGGCUGGUGCUGACACUGGGCCAGGGUAAUGUUGGGCAGCUGGGUCUGGGUGAAGACAUCAUGGAGAGGAAGAAGCCAGCUCUGGUCACACUGCCAGAGAUGGUGGUGCAGGUGGAAGCUGGAGGGAUGCACACGGUGUGCCUCAGCCAGACUGGAAAGAUCUACACCUUUGGCUGCAAUGAUGAAGGUGCCCUGGGACGCGACACCUCGGCUGAAGGGUCCGAGAGCUCUCCAGGGUUGGUGGAGCUGCAGGAGAAGGUGGUGCAGGUGUCGGCGGGGGACAGCCACACGGCCGCGCUGACUGAGGAUGGCAGGGUCUUUGUCUGGGGCUCCUUCCGGGAUAACAAUGGAGUGAUUGGCUUGCUGGAGCCCAUGAAGACAAGCUCCAGUCCUGUGCUGCUCCAGCUCAAUACCCCUGUUGUUAAAAUAGUUUCAGGAAAUGACCACUUGGUGAUGCUGACAGUGGAUGGCGACCUGUUCACGUGUGGCUGUGGUGAACAGGGCCAGCUGGGCAGAGUGCCAGCACUCUUUGCCACCCGAGGAGGACGGCGAGGACUGGAACGGAUGCUGGUCCCCCAGCUUGUCCCUGUCAGAGGCAGAGGGAGAAGAAGCAAAAUGCGCUUCCAGGAUGCUUUCUGCGGGGCGUAUUUCACCUUCGCCGUCACGCGUGAGGGACACAUCUAUGGAUUUGGCCUCUCCAACUACCACCAGCUGGGGACCCAGGACACCGAGCCCUGCUUCUCCCCGCAGAACCUCACGUCCUUCAAGAACUCCACCAAGUCUUGGGUUGGGUUCUCUGGUGGGCAGCACCACACGGUCUGCGUCGACUCUGAGGGUAAAGCCUACAGCCUGGGCAGGGCAGAGUAUGGCCGACUGGGCCUUGGGACAGGGGCAGAGGAGAAGAGUGCACCCACCAUUAUCCCGGAGCUCCCCAGUAUCGUCUCGGUGGCCUGUGGAGCGUCAGUUGGUUAUGCUGUCAGCAGUGAUGGACGAGUGUUUGCGUGGGGAAUGGGCACUAACUACCAGCUGGGCACCGGAGAGGAGGAUGAUGUCUGGAGCCCCGUGGAGAUGACGGGGAAGCAGCUGGAGAACCGGCGGGUGCUGGCUGUGUCCAGCGGCGGGCAGCACACGGUGCUGCUGGUCAGUGACAAGGAGCAGAGCUGAUGAAGCGACACCGCAGCCGGACCCAGCGGAAUCACAGCACCCCCAGACCCCCCACAACUUCUGCCUGGGUU